AUGGAUGGUCUCAAUACAUGUAUGAUUGUGUGAUUGUAUGACUAUUACUGUUCAAUGGUGGCAGCCUUGGACGUGCGGGAGCUUACCCGCCGCUCCUUUCCUGCUGGCCCCGCCGAUGCCGUAUCUUUUUUUCUGGAUAGAUAUAAGAGUCGCCGCCCGCUCUUCCUUCCUCCUUCCCCCUCCUUCUCUUCUUCGUCCUCUACUGACCUGUCUUCGCCCUCUCUCUGCAGCUGCACACCCGCCCGCAAAUAACCUCCAGGCUAGGGCACUGCCAGUGAAUUAAACAUGGCGGCCAAGAAGCCCAACAUCCUGUACAUCAUGGCCGACCAGAUGGCCGCGCCGCUGCUGUCCUUCCACGACCCGGCCUCGCGCAUCAAGACGCCCAACCUGCAGCGCUUAGCCGACGAGGGCGUCACCUUCGACAACGCCUACUGCAACUCGCCACUGUGCGCCCCCUCGCGCUUUGUCAUGGUGACGGGCCAGCUGCCCUCCAAGAUUGGCGCCUACGACAAUGCCGCCGAUUUGCCUGCCGACAUCCCCACAUACGCACACUACCUUCGUCGCGAGGGCUACCACACGGCCCUGGCUGGCAAGAUGCACUUCUGCGGCCCCGACCAGCUGCACGGCUACGAGCAGCGCUUGACCAGUGACAUCUACCCGGGGGACUAUGGCUGGUCCGUCAAUUGGGAUGAGCCGGACGUCCGCCCCGACUACUACCACAACAUGUCGUCCGUCUUGGACGCCGGCCCCGUCGUGCGCACCAACCAGCUGGACUACGACGAGGAGGUCGUUUACAAGUCCACCCAGUACCUAUACGACCACGUCCGCCAUCGCGGCGACCAGCCCUUCUGCUUGACCGUUUCUAUGACACACCCGCACGACCCCUAUGCCAUGACUAAGGAGUUUUGGGACAUGUACGAGGAUGUCGACAUCCCGCUGCCCAAGACUGCCGCCUUGCCGCAUCAUCAGCAGGACCCGCACUCGCAGCGCGUGUUGAAGUGCAUCGAUCUGUGGGGCAAAGAGAUGCCGGAAGACCGUAUCAAGGCCGCCCGUCGUGCUUAUUAUGCCGCCUGCACCUAUGUCGACACCAACGUUGGCAAGCUUUUGAAGGCCCUCGACAAUUGCGGCCUGACGGACGAUACAAUCAUUGUCUUCACUGGGGACCACGGUGACAUGCUCGGCGAACGGGGUCUCUGGUACAAGAUGGUCUGGUACGAAAACUCGGCUCGUGUGCCCUUCAUUGUCCAUGCACCCAAACGGUUUGCCGCCAAAAGAGUCAAGGAGAACGUAUCCACUAUGGACAUUCUGCCUACAUUUGCGGGCCUGGUGGGAGCCCAGCUAGAACCCAGUCUGCCCAUGGACGGAGUUUCGCUAGUGCCUUAUUUGACUGGCGGAGAAGGAGCCAAGACCGACACGGUCUUUGGUGAGUAUAUGGCUGAGGGUACUCUGACCCCGGUGAUUAUGAUCCGUCGUGGCAAAUGGAAGUUUAUCUACUCCUUGCUGGACCCGCCAAUGCUGUACGACCUCGAAGCAGAUCCAUUGGAAACGACCAACCUCGUCGCAGGCCUUCCAUUCCCCAGUCAAGACAAGAGUGCUACCAUCAAGGCAACUGUGUCUCCUGGGAAUGGCAUUAUCGGUGCACCAACUCCUGAAGAAACCCCGGCGGCUGUCACCUUUGUGAGCACGGAAAAGUCAUUCUUUCCCAAGAUUCCAGCACAGGCGGUCGUUCCUACCCCGCCUCGCACACCGAGUCCCUUAUCGGCCGUGGAUCUUCCUCCAAAAAGGGAUCCGACAGCUUUGCUGGCACACUUUGUAGAGGAGGUACAGGCUCGGUGGAACUUGAAGGUAAUCCACGAGGAUGUUAUCCGCUCACAGCGUCGUCGGCGUCUUGUAUACUCUGCUCUUAUCAAGGGGGUGCCGACGAUUUGGGACUAUGAGCCACGAGUUGACCCAAGCACUCAGUAUGUACGCAACCAGAGCAAGGGGGCAUUGGAUGAUGUCGAGUUUCUCUCUCGGUGGCCACGAGUUGCGCAUUUUGGACAGGCGAAGUAG
Molecule: messenger RNA, 2052 nt
Organism: Talaromyces proteolyticus
Lineage: Eukaryota; Fungi; Ascomycota; Eurotiomycetes; Eurotiales; Trichocomaceae
Product: putative choline sulfatase
Exons: 2
Coding region: 286-2052 (588 amino acids)
Molecular function (GO): sulfuric ester hydrolase activity
Source: RefSeq, a predicted model, not a curated record